AUAUCUCGCCUCCGGGAUCUGACAACACUUCUUUGUGACUACGAGAGCUUUAAGUCAAUACAGCAUAUCUGCCAUCUCCCUGAGGUUAGCUUCGGAGAACUGUGCGAACAAAGUCAAUCUCAUGAGCAGCUCCUCCGCACUGUAUUGCUGAGCAAUCAAGUUGUGACCAAUGUACUGAAUCACAGGAGAAUCUCCCAAGAGCUUCAAAAUGUACUGAUUGGGAAUGUCACCAACAUCCAGACACAACUGAAGUGGCUUCAAGAAAAUAUACCAGAAAUUGCUUUCUUUCAAGAGAUUCCUCAGUAUAUGACUACUUUGAAUUCCAUGUUGAACAUCACUGAGAGUUUAACAGAUUCUAGCAAGCAAGAGAAGUUAAGAGAUGUGUUUAAAAACGUGGACCAGCUCAAAGAGGAUCUCAAAGACACAACAGGAAUGUCUGCAGCCAGUAUUGAUGCUCUUCUGGAAGUAUCUCUCCCGGAGAACAGCAGUCAGCUCAUUUCUCAGAUCCUCCAGCUGGAGUCCUGUAGCGUCCGUCCCGCUGACCCGCAGCUGCGAACAGUAGCAGAGGAGUUCUGCAAUCUCUCUCUUUCAGAGAGGACUCGUGAGACAUACGUCCUUGGGGUCACUCUGUUACGACACUUAGACGUUUACAAUUUCUUAUACAAGAUGUUUUUCCCUAAGGAACUUCAGAAAUCCGUGGACAAGAUGUUAGGCCUUCUGACAAAAAUGAAAUAUUUCAGACACCAGGUUGAAUCUGGCGUUGAUCCAUUGCUACAAGCUAUUCACUCCCUGAAAAAGCUCCGGCAGUCUAGGAAAAUGCCACUGACUAAGGCAUUAUUUAAACCAAACAACUUUAGGAUAACACGUGGCACAUUUAAGUCCAUGUCAAAAGUUCUCUGCAACCAGGAGAUCACACCCCUGUUUUUUGAGUCCUUGCUUCCAGAUUUUGGAGACCCUGCAAGCAACAGUUCUUAUGAGAAGGAUGUCUACGUCCGAAAGUUGAUGAGGAAAUAUGGGAUUCCUCAUGACUCCACACCGUUUUGCUUAUCCUUUUACCUGGACCUGGUCAAGACCCCGACUGGAGCUUUAAUCUGGUCUUUUUUAAAACCAAUGGUGCUUGGGAAGAUCCUUUAUACACCAGAUACCCCAGAAACUCGAGCAAUCAUGGGAAAGUCUAAUGCAACCCUGGAACAGAUGGCUGACCUAGCCCUGAAGUCCCAGGAGUGGCUGGACAAGUCUCCUGUCAUCAUGAAGUCGCUGUCUAAGUUAAACCAGACAGUUCCAAUGAUCAAGAACACCUUGCAGAAUCCCUUUGUGCAGGUUUUUAUCAAGCUGAUGGUGGAUUUGGAUGCAGCUGAACUGCUGAGUCAAAUAAAUGAACUGGAUGAUAUUCGUCUGGAAUUACAGAACAACACUGACAUCGUGGAUCAGCUGAACACACUAGCUACCCUUGCUGUAAAUGUGUCCUCCUGCGUCUCGUUUAAUCGCAUUCAGGCAGUCAAAGACUUAGAGGAAAUGGAAGCUGUGGCUAAAGAGCUGUUUCUGAAGAACGAGCUUUUUGCAAGUAUCAUUUUCAAGCUGCCUUCAAGUCACAGCAGCCCUGGACACUCAGUUGAUGGGGGCUUGGCCCUCCCUCCUGUCCUCAACUACACCAUCAGAAUGAGCAGCAGGAUCACACAAACCACCAACAGGAUCAGGGAGCGCAUCUGGACUGUGGGCCCACACAAUUCCACCUCCCAGAGCCAGAUUUACAGCCGGGCCUUUAUUUACAUCCAGGACAGCAUUGAGAGAGCCAUUAUUGAAUUACAGACUGGCAAGAAACCAGAGGAAAUAGCUGUUCAAGUCCAGGCCAUGCCCUACCCCUGCUACAACAAGGAUAUGUUCUUAACCAGCGUGACCUACUCUCUUCCAUUUGCUCUGAUGGCUGCCUGGGUGCUGUUUAUAGCUGAUUUUGUUAAAACACUUGUUCAAGAGAAGGAUCUGAGGCUUUAUGAGUACAUGAAGAUGAUGGGUGUUAAUGCCAGCAGCCAUUUCAUUGCCUGGUUCAUAGAGUGUGCCAUCUUCCUUCUGAUUACUGUCACCUUCCUCAUUACUGUUCUGAAAGUGGGUGACAUCCUUCCCAAAACAAACACAGUGCUCCUCUUCCUGUACCUGAUGGACUACAGCCUGUCCAUCAUAGCCAUGAGCUACUUCAUCAGUGUUUUCUUCAAUAACACCAACAUAGCAGCCUUGGUGGGCAGUCUCGUGUAUAUCCUCACCUUCUUCCCCUUCAUCGUGUUGCUUGUCAUAGAGAAUCACUUGAGCUUCUCUGUGAAGAGCCUACUGAGCCUGUUGUCUCCAACUGCAUUCAGUUAUGCAAGUCAAUACAUUGCUCGCUACGAGGCGCAGGGCAUAGGUCUGCAGUGGGACAACAUGUAUAAGUCCCCAAUGAUUGGAGACAACACUUCCUUUGGCUGGAUGUGCUGGCUCAUUCUGAUAGACUCCUUCAUUUACUUCAUCCUGGGCUGGUAUAUAAGGAAUGUUUUCCCAGGUAGAUAUGGCAUGGCUGCUCCCUGGUAUUUCCCAUUGCUUCCAUCUUACUGGAUCGAAUACAACGGCUACCUUCCCUUCUGGAAUGAGAAACAAAGAGGCUUUCUCUUCUCCAAGCUGAUGUUAAGGAAAGAAGUCACCCUCAACAAUAAGAUAUGUGCCCCCCAUCCUCACGUGGAACCAGAGCCCACUGAUCUCACCUUGGGAGUCUCCCUCCAUGGCAUAACAAAGGUUUAUGGAUCCAAAGCUGCAGUGGACAACCUCAGCCUCAACUUCUAUGAAGGGAAUAUCACUUCCCUGCUGGGACACAAUGGAGCUGGGAAAACUACAACCAUAUCUAUUUUGACUGGAUUGUUCCCCACGUCAUCAGGUACUAUCUUUGUAUAUGGCAAAGACAUCAGGACUGACCAGGAGGUUAUCAGGAAGAACAUGGGGGUGUGUAUGCAGCACAACGUGCUCUUUAACUACCUCACUACAAAGGAACACCUGCUGCUCUAUGGGUACAUCAAAGUCCCUCACUGGACUAAACAGGAGCUCUACCAAGAAGUGAAGAGGACUUUGAAGGAGACUGGACUGUACAGCCAUCGUCACAAGCUAGCUGGCGCCCUGUCUGGGGGGAUGAAGAGGAAGUUAUCUAUAGCUAUUGCUCUCCUGGGUGGAUCAAGGGUGGUGAUACUUGAUGAACCAACCACAGGAGUGGAUCCAUGCUCUAGGAGGAGUAUUUGGGAAAUUAUCUCCAAGAAUAAAAAAGGCAGAACCAUCAUUCUCUCAACACAUCACUUGGAUGAAGCAGAAGUUCUGAGUGACCGAAUUGCCUUCCUAGAGCAUGGAGGGCUCAAGUGUUGUGGUUCACCUUUCUACCUCAAGGAAACGUUUGGUGAUGGAUACCACCUGACACUCACAAAAAAGAAGAACAUGAUAGAGGAGUGUGAUACCACAGCAGUGACCUCCUUGAUCCAGUCCCAUCUCCCAGAGGCUUAUCUCAAGGAAGAUAUUGGCGGAGAGCUUGUGUAUGUGCUUCCUCCCUUCAAGUCCACGGUCUCAGGGGCCUACCAGGCUCUUCUCAGGGCCCUCGAUACCAGCUUGAAUGAUCUCCACCUUGGUUGCUAUGGGAUUUCAAACACGACUGUGGAAGAGGUGUUUCUCAAUCUGACAAAAGAGCUAGUGAAGGACCAGCAAGAAGAUGCUGCACUGCUCCAACAGCUGCCUGGAGUCAGUGGUCAAAUUGGCAGUGAUGAACUGUCUAUGAGCACAGACACCUUCACAGAUCGAGAUG
Molecule: messenger RNA, 3805 nt
Organism: Acanthisitta chloris (rifleman)
Lineage: Eukaryota; Metazoa; Chordata; Aves; Passeriformes; Acanthisittidae
Product: ATP-binding cassette sub-family A member 12-like
Exons: 22
Biological process (GO): transmembrane transport; lipid transport
Cellular component (GO): intracellular membrane-bounded organelle; membrane
Molecular function (GO): lipid carrier activity; ATP hydrolysis activity; ABC-type transporter activity
Source: RefSeq, a predicted model, not a curated record